This is a messenger RNA of Setaria italica (foxtail millet), 3284 nucleotides long. RefSeq names its product tyrosine N-monooxygenase. Lineage: Eukaryota; Viridiplantae; Streptophyta; Magnoliopsida; Poales; Poaceae. The transcript has 5 exons. The coding region runs from base 1581 to 3173 and encodes 530 amino acids. Gene Ontology annotation, molecular function: heme binding; iron ion binding; monooxygenase activity. The record is from RefSeq and is a predicted model, not a curated record.
AGACUCACCUGGAAAUGAUGCUGAGAUCGGACAGCCCAAACUGGCCCACGAAGUAUUAGAAGGUGCGGCGAGUAACUGGGUGUGACGUGCGACCCCUGAAUGCCGGCCCAGUUAAUGCGAUGGACCACUUGGCUCGUCUAUAUAAUUCGUCCAACGCGCAAGUUCUGUUGGGCCAGCGAAAAACCUGAAUCAAGUUGACCUGGUGCAUGGCACGCAGCCAGAGUUCUCUUAUGCUACACGCGGUGUGAAUAAUCCAUGGUGUGAAUCAUGGUGUGAAUUCUCCAUGGUGUGCCAGCUCAAUUCUCCAUGAUGCUGAGAUCGGACAGCCCAAACUGGCCCACGAAGUAUUAGAAGGUGCGGCGAGUAACUGGGUGUGACGUGCGACCCCUGAAUGCCGGCCCAGUUAAUGCGAUGGACCACUUGGCUCGUCUAUAUAAUUCGUCCAACGCGCAAGUUCUGUUGGGCCAGCGAAAAACCUGAAUCAAGUUGACCUGGUGCAUGGCACGCAGCCAGAGUUCUUUUAUGCUACACGCGGUGUGAAUAAUCCAUGGUGUGAAUCAUGGUGUGAAUUCUCCAUGGUGUGCCAGCUCAAUUCUCCAUGAUGCUGAGAUCGGACAGCCCAAACUGGCCCACGAAGUAUUAGAAGGUGCGGCGAGUAACUGGGUGUGACGUGCGACCCCUGAAUGCCGGCCCAGUUAAUGCGAUGGACCACUUGGCUUGUCUAUAUAAUUCGUCCAACGCGCAAGUUCUGUUGGGCCAGCGAAAAACCUGAAUCAAGUUGACCUGGUGCAUGGCACGCAGCCAGAGUUCUUUUAUGCUACACGCGGUGUGAAUCAUCCAUGGUGUGAAUCAUGGUGUGAAUUCGCCAUGGUGUGCCAGCUCAAUUCUCCAUGGUGUGAAUCAUCCUAUUGUAGUUUAUAAGUGAUGCUAUUACAUGGCGUUUGCUCAUCGUGGCUGCUUGCGCGUUCCUAUGCAGAAGUGAUUUGCGAGGAACACGAUUUACUGACACUCAGAUGUUCGAUGGAAAAUUUUUUAUCAAAAGCUCCAAUGAAAUAUUGAAAAUUACCUAGUGCAAUAUUAACGAUCACUAUUUGCAACAUGAGAAUAAUGUAUAAAAAUGACUACGUCAUCCGACUCUAGGAUAGAAAAUUCUCGCCGCAACAUAAACACUAUGUUUCAUGUAACAUUACUGUGAAACAUGUAGAAAUAAUAGUUGCAACAUCGAUACUUAAUUAUUGCAACAUAUGUGUAAAAAAACUAUUGCAAUAUAUUUUGAGAGUUGAUUUUUUUUUUAAGAUUCCAGACAUAUGUUCCGUGUAGCAUUACCCUUUCACGAAAUAUAAUGAGUGAGGUAAUGAGAUACUCCAUUUCUAUGUUAGUUUAGUACUACUACCUUAAUUAACAAUGCAGUAUUGAUCCAGUUGAACAGAGAAUGAUUCGUGACUCUAAAGACAUGGAUCAUCUUUCAAAGUCCCCGUGUUAUAAGUAGCACGCUCACCGAUAAGCGCUAUACUUCAAGAGCAGCUCCCAAGAAACAUCAUCCCUGUCCGUCCCAGCACAAGUACUACGAGCCCAAAAAAAUGUCUUCUCCAGACACGCCUUUUGCAGUACUAGUGGCAACGGCUACCGUAGUGCUCGUCCUGUUCCAAUUCCAUCGCCGGAGUGCAGCGUCCAAGAGGCCAAGGCUGCCCCCAGGACCAGCCACUUUGCCCCUCAUUGGUAACAUGCACCAGUUGAUCUGGAACAAGCCGUCCGUGUCCCGGUGGAUCAAUGGCUUGCUCAGCCGCAUGGGCACCGACAUCCUCUGCCUCCGCCUCGGCUCCGUCCACGUGGUCGCCGUGGCGUGCCCGGAGAUGGCCCGGGAGGUCCUCCGCGUGAAGGAGGCGGCGUUCAUGUCCCGGCCGUCGACGUUCGUCUCCAGCGCGUUCAGCUACGGGUACAAGUCCGCUAGCCUCACAACGUUCGAGCAGCAGUGGAGGAAGAUGAGGCGGAUCGUCACCUCCGAAAUCCUCUCCCCGGCCUUGGAUCGCCGGCUGCACGCCCAGCGCGUCGACGAGGCUGACCACCUCAUCAGGUAUGUCAGCGAUCAGAUCAAGAUGACGCAGGACAACACCAUCAAUAUACGCCAUGUAGGGCAGCACUUCUGCGGCAACCUCGUCCGGAGGCUUGUCUUCGGCAAGCGCUACUUCGGCGAGGCGGAACCGGCCAUGGCGGUUGCCGGCCCCGGGGACGACGAGGUGGAGCACGUCGAUGCACUCUUCACACUUGUGAACUACGUCUACGGCUUCUGCGUGUCGGACUACUUCCCGGCCUUGGUCGGCCUUGACUUGGACGGCCAUGAGAAGGUCGCCAAGGGUGUCGUGAGCACGUUCGAUCGGUUGCAUGAUCCCAUCAUAGAGGAACGGAUGCGUGAAUGGGCUGAUCGUCGGGAAGCUGUCGAGAAGAGGGAGGCCGCGGACUUCCUCGACGUCCUGGUCUCCCUUGAGGAUGCAGCCGGACACCCAUUGCUGACGUUUGAAGAGAUCAAAGCACAAAUAGUGGAAAUAAUGUUCGCGACAGUGGAUAGCCCGUCAAAUGCAGCUGAGUGGGCGCUGGCCGAGAUGCUGAACAAGCCAGACGUCAUGCAGAAGGCAAUCGACGAGCUCGACGCAGUCGUCGGACGCGAGAGGUUAGUCCAGGAAUCUGAUAUCUGUAAGCUGAACUACCUCAAAUCAUGCAUCCGAGAGGCCUUCCGUAUCCACCCGUUCCACGCCUUCACCGCGCCCCGUGUCGCCAUGGAGGAUACCACCAUUGGAGGGUACACGGUCCCAAAGGGCAGCCAUGUCAUCCUCAGCCGAAUCGGACUCGGGCACAAGCCCACCGUCUGGCCUGAGCCACUGGAGUUUCGCCCUGAGCGCCAUCUCCUAGUAGGUGAUGGGAUGGUAGGUCUCGGCGAGCCGGACCUGCGGUUCGUCUCCUUCAGCACCGGGAGGAGGGGUUGCCCUGCGGUGCCGCUCGGUACCUCUGUCACGAUGAUGUUGUUCGCAAGGCUUUUGCAUGGAUUCACUUGGACGAAGCCGCCUGGCGUCGACGAAAUAGCUCUGCAGGAGUCGCGCACUAGCCUCUCACUGGCUGAACCCCUACUCUUGCAAGCUGAACCACGUCUGGCUGCGCAUGUCUAUCUGGCAAACUAACUUACAUUUACUGUCAUGAGUUUUAUGCAAUAAACAUAGUAUGGUCAGUGUUUGUAACCGUGUGUACCCUGAAAGGAAUAAUAUAAGCUUUAUCUUGUUGAACAUGUAAAG